This is a messenger RNA of Mercurialis annua (annual mercury), 1758 nucleotides long. RefSeq names its product ras-related protein RABA5a. Gene Ontology annotation, molecular function: GTP binding; GTPase activity. The transcript has 4 exons. NCBI's taxonomy places the organism in Eukaryota, Viridiplantae, Streptophyta, Magnoliopsida, Malpighiales, Euphorbiaceae. The record is from RefSeq and is a predicted model, not a curated record. Gene Ontology annotation, cellular component: endosome. The coding region runs from base 759 to 1427 and encodes 222 amino acids.
CAUCGUAACGGCUAAAGUCAGAAAGAAAGUGAAUGGGUUCUCUUAUCUGUCUGUGCAUAUGGUCCCGUCUCCUCUUCUUCUUCUUCUUCUCCAAAAACGCAUAAAACAAACAAAACCAUCAACUCUCUAAUUUAUUAAACCACCACCAACCCACAUUGCCAUUAAUAUUAUCAAUUAUUUUCAUCAGAUCCCAAUUCUAUAAAUGGCUCCCUUCAUUUUCAAACCUCCCAUUUUAGCUUCACGAAUUUGAUACCAAACUACAGAUAGGCUCCUCACAUCAUCAACAACCGGGCUGUUAGAUGCAUAAUGCAAGAUAAGAGGUGAAGCAGGAAAGUCAGAGCAUGCAACAAGGCCUGCAAGUGGAGAGACAAAAAGGAUUGAGGGAUUGCCGUCGUUUUGAGGGAGACCUAUUCUACUUCUAAAAAUCACGGAGUGGAAACAGGAGGCUGUGUUAAAGCAGAGGGUUCUAGUAGAAGUUUCAGUUCUUUUAUUGAACCCCAAUUCAUGAAGAUAGGUAUACCUAACUUAAGAAGAUAGGUAUACCCUUGAUUUACCUGUUUCUUUUAUAACUUUUCCUGCCUGUCAAGUUUCCUUUCAUGCUGUUGGAUAUCUCACUUCUGUUUCAUCAUCUGUAAAAGGGAGAUAUCAUUGCUUGGAUUGAUCUUUAAGCCUCCUAGUCCUUGUAAAGAUUAACAAUCCACUGAGCUAAUAAUUAUAGAUGUCCUUUCAUAGAGCAACAAUUUGGUGAAGGACGGAAAAUGGAUAACUAUUCUGAGGAAAAAACUGAGGAUUACCUCUUUAAAAUUGUUCUAAUUGGUGAUUCAGCUGUUGGAAAAUCAAAUUUGCUUGCAAGAUUUGCUAGAGAUGAAUUUUAUCCAAACUCGAAGUCAACUAUAGGAGUAGAGUUUCAAACCCAAAAGAUAGGUAUUAAUGGAAAGGAAAUUAAAGCACAGAUAUGGGAUACGGCAGGUCAAGAGCGGUUUAGGGCCGUUACAUCUGCAUACUACAGAGGUGCAGUAGGAGCUCUCCUGGUUUAUGACAUAAGCAGGCGCCAGACUUUUGACAGCGUCGGCAAGUGGCUUAAUGAGCUUCACACUCACUCCGACAUGAAUGUUGUAACAAUACUUGUUGGUAACAAGUCGGAUCUGAAUGAUGCGAGAGAGGUUUCGACAGCUGAAGGCAAGGCGUUGGCAGAGACACAAGGCUUGUUUUUCAUGGAAACUUCAGCUCUUGAUUCCUCCAAUGUCGCUGCUGCCUUUCAGACAGUUGUUAGAGAGAUUUAUAGUAUAUUAAGCCGGAAAGUAAUGUCUACCGAAUUAACUAAACAGGAUGCUCCCUUGAUGGGUAACGGUAAGACUGUUGUUUUACAUGGCGAUGGCGGCCAGGAUGGCGAUGCAGAAUCUAGAAAUGGAGGAAGAUGUUGUUGAUGAAUUAUAAAGACGAUGGAGCUAUGCAGGUUAUUUAUAUUUUCUUCGUUUCUUUUGCUCCUUUUCCUUAUUAUACCAUUGGCCUUGUUCUGACUUUAUGAUGGCUCACUGAAGCAUUAUCAACUGUACAUUACUGGAAAGGGAGUAAAAAUUACUAUCACCCUAUGAAGUUAGGUUAAAGUUACUGUGUUUCUCCUGCAUUUUAAAAAUAACCGUCGCCCACGGGAACCUCUUUUACACGGGAAAAUGCAGGGGAAAAGUAUUGAUUUUGACCUAAACUCAAGUGGUAGUAAUUAUGUUAAAAAUUAUUACAUGAUAUACGUUCAACUAA